UGCAACUUUAAAAUGACAAAAGUUCUCAAAAUUAGAAUGCUUUCAAUGUCGUCAUUUCCACAAGUUUAAAGAAUGUGUGAAUUUUUAUUAGGUUCACUGCCUCUCCAUUAUUCUUAGCUGACUUCUAGGAAGCAUGGAGGUUUGCAUCAUAUAUAGAACCAUGGUUUCUGAGCAGGGAAGGAGGCCAUUCAACAAAUAUACACAUAUACAAGCUCACAGAGACAGACGGAGAUAUACAAAAUAGGUGUGGACUUAUAUUGGAGUGAUCUAUUCUGCUUAACUAAAGAACCAAAAAUUGGGACGGAUUUAAAGUGUGAUGGGAAAGGAGGUCAGGUUCCAGCCAGAGGGCUGCGAGCCCAGUGCAUCCUGGGAAUUGUAGUCCCGAGAGCGCCAGCAAUUCCACACCCUAGGAAGAACCUGACUACCGGCCCCAAAAGCCUCCAGGCCUUCCAGCUGGUGGGAGUUUCACUUCCUGAAACGGCUCAGCAGGAGCAGGAGCAGGAGCAGCAGCAGCAGCAGCUGGAGCAGGAGCAGGAGCUGGAGCUAGAGCUGGAGCAGGAACAGGAGCAGGAACAGGAGCUGGAGCAGGAGCUGGAGCUGGAGCUGGAGCAGCAGAGGCAGCCCCUGCCAUCCAGGAAGCUCUCCUCCUUGGGGCACUCCAGCCUCAGGCCGUGGGAGGCCUGUAGCUCAUAUUCUGAUGCCCCGGAUCCUUUGGAGUCCAGUUCAUCUUAUAUAUUCAUGCAGAUUUGGUAGGAUUUCUUCCAAGUUGACAGAGGCACUUUAAAGCUUCCUAGAUAAACCUCAAAGUAAUUUUUCUUGAUCCAGAGUGAGCGCCGCCUCCCUCCGGGCCUGCCAUGGGCUGUCGGGACGUCCACGCGGCCACGGUGCUCUCCUUCCUGUGCGGGAUUGCCUCUGUGGCGGGGCUCUUUGCUGGGACCAUGCUUCCCAACUGGAGGAAACUGAGACUGAUCACGUUCAACAAGAACGAGAAGAACCUGACGGUGUACACCGGCCUCUGGGUGAAAUGCGCCCGCUACGACCGGAGCAGCGACUGCCUGAUGUACGACACCAAGUGGUACUCCUCCGUGGACCAGCUGGACCUGCGCGUGCUGCAGUUCGCCCUGCCCCUCAGCAUCCUCGUGGCGGCCGCCGGGCUCUUGCUCUGCCUGAUCGGGAUGUGCAACACGGCCUUCAGGUCGGCCGUGCCCAACAUCAAACUGGCGCGCUGCCUGGUCAACAGCGCGGGCUGCCACCUAGUGGCGGGGCUCCUCUUUUUCUCCGCCGGCCUCUUGAGCCUGGCCCCGUCCAUCUGGGUCAUCUUCUACAACAGUCACCUCAACAGGAAGUUCGAGCCCGUCUUCUCGUUCGACUACGCCGUGUACGUCACGGUGGCCAGCUCCGGGGGCCUGUUCACCACCUCGCUCUUGCUGUUCCUGUGGUACUGCGCCUGUAAGGCCCUGCCCUCCCCCUUCUGGCAGCCCCUGUACUCGCACGCUCCCAGCAUGCACAGCUACUCUCAGCCCUACUCGGCCAGGUCGCGCCUCUCCGCCAUCGAGAUCGACAUCCCCGUGGUCACCCACUCCGCUUAGAGGGCGGAGGCCGUUUUCCGGGACAACUUUUCGGCCGUUCACAAGGCAGCGUCCGCCACCUGCACGGCGCCUUGUCUCCGACCCCGCGAGGGGUCUGACCCAGUGAGUGAACUUUCGCAAAACGGCCCUCUUACUUUCCGACUGACGCUUUCCCGGACUUGCCACGUUCCCUUUGAUCGUCCCCCUGGGAAGGUUUUUCUCCUUCUGCUCCCAUGUUGCCCUUGGAGCCUAUACAUAUACAUGCAUACAUGCACAUACACAUGUAUGUGUAAUAAACACAUAAACAUUACUAAUUCCAUGGCAUAUUCAUACUUGUGUUAAAUUGCCCUUUUUAAAAUUUGGAUUUCAUAUAAAACCCACGGGCAUGUAUGCGUACACGAACAAAAGAAGCAGUUUCUUACUAGUGUACUUUCUUUCAGCCACAGGAUCUGUCCUAGAAUUAUCUGAUCUUCCUAUUUGAAAAAAUGGAACCUUUUGUUACUUUUCUUCGCUCUAUAGUGAUGUGUUCUUGUAGAAUUAGAUGUUUUAAAGAUUACAAUUCAAGAAUUCUUUUUAUCUAUGUUCUGUCUCAUUGCCACAGUAUGUUUAAAACUAAAACUCAUUUUAAGUGAUAUCAAAUAGAAUCAUCCUAAAAAAAAUUUUAAGAGUUGUCAGUCAUAAUAGAAACCUGUUUCUCGGUCCUGAUUUAUUGAAAAUUGCUUAAUUUGAGUUAAAUACAGAACAAACAUGAUGGUCUUCAAUGCCCCCUUUGGUAACAAAGUUUUUUUUUCCCCUUUGAUACAACAGUAUUGCUGACCAUGUAGGAUACCUCCAAUGUACACCACAUGUCAGGAUAACAGGGUUAAGUAGUUUAUCUUUUUUUUUUUUUUUUUUUUAAUAAUAAUGGUUGGCAGGAAUCAUUUUUCUUUACUGAAUGUGUCUUCAACAAUACAGUAAAAUCAUUGUGGUCAAGCUCUUUGAAUGGGAAAAUGGUGGAGAAGUUAAAGUUUUGCCAGAAUUCUGACCUACUUCUCCUUGUCCUGAUUUGCUACUUACCUUUGACAUCAAGCAACAAGUAGUCAUUAAACAUCUACCAAGUGCUCAGUACUGAGUGAAGCACCAGGACGAUUAAAAGGAAAGAUCUCACUCUACCAGCUAUAAAUAGAAGGAGUUCGAUUAAGUCAUCUCUAUCAGGGUUUCUUAGUCUGGGGUCCACAUGUCCCUGAAGGAAUCCAUGGAGAGAUUUCAGGGAGAUCUCCUAACUUAGAUGUGAACUUAGAUGAGAAAAAAAUUCCAUCUUUAACUGAAAUUUAACAUUUCCUUGUUUAAAAAUGUGAUUCUAAAGAAGGGGUCCAUAAGUUUCACUGGACUACCAAAGGGGUCCAGGUCCCAAAAAAUGGCUAAGAACCCCUGGUUUAUAAGAUCUCUUCCAUCUCUGAGUUCUAUGAUACCACCUCUGCCCUCAAAAAAGUUUUAGCCCAGUUGAAUCAGGAUUAGUACAGAGAACUGAAAUAGCUUGGGUUCAUUGAUUACCUUGGUUAGUGGGUCUUAGUGAUCAGAUAAUGGUGAUCAAUUAAAUUUGAAGAGCACCUUAUAGGUUUUUAAAGCACUUUCACAAACUAUUUUGCUGAAAAGUGAUGAAGCAAUAGAUUUGGGAAUAUGGUAUAAAGAAUAUUCAGUGGAUAUGGCAUCAGAACCUGGGUUCUAAUCCUGGUUCUGCUCCUUUUACUGUGUGACCUUUGGCAUGUAAUAUACCUCUCUGUUGUAAAAUGAAGCUAUUAGACCUAGUGGAUCUCUAAAGGUCCCUUCCAAAUCUAUGAUUGUGUGCUGAGAGACAUUGCAUUAGAUGCCUUAGAUAGGCUUAAAAUUCUAGUCUCUAGUAGUAAUUUGGAGAUUAGAUAAUGAAGUCUUAUUAAGUGAAAACUAUCAGCCUGCAAGUAUGAAGAAAAGACUAAAGUUAGUAGAGAAGUUGAAAUUCUGCCUUGGAAAAAUGGUGAGUCACUUAGGAGAGUGAAAAGUUUUAAAUCCAAGAGACUCAUUUUCUUAUGAAGGUAAAUCAGCCAUGUGAUCAAAGUAAAAAAAUUCAGGGAUGUUGGUUCUUUAGAAUGCUUGAAUUCAGGUUACUGAAUCAAUUGUGCAGUUGGAUAAUUUGUUACACCAACAAAUUACUACUGUGUUCAUAAGGAGUUGUGGUACUUACUGAGACUGAAUGUACAGAGAACUAGGUACAUUGUACACAAACAAUUAUAUCUUUGUGAAGAUUUGAGUAUAAUUUUGGCAGGAUUGGUUUUUUAAGAGCCUAGCUGUAUUUUGUAUAAAUAUAUAUAGUACAUAUUAGAGAAAUGCAAACAUGUAGCUUCUUGAAGUACUGUCACUUAAAAAAAAAAAAAAGGCAUGUUAAGCUGUUGUUCUCAGGUGAUGGCGUCUGACUUUCAGCUCUACCCCUCUGCUGUUUUAGGAUAUGGCCAACUCUUAACCAUCCAUACCACUGAUAUGGAUGCAAUCAGAAAGAGUAAUGAUAACUGAAAUUUUGAGCUAAUUCUAAACUCUCAUAUUGAAUACCUUCUUUGUGUCUAACACCAAGUUAAGUUUUUGGGAAAAUGGGGAAGCUUACAGCUAGCUGGGAGACCUGAAUAAAUUGGUGUUUAAGGCAACAGUAGGUGCUCUAGCUUAUUGGGUAUAGAUUUGAUUUAACUUGCUUAUUGUUUCAGUCUAUACUAUCCUAAAUAUGUUAAAAAAAAAAAAAAAGUCUCUUUCUGAUCUUUUUCUGCAUUCCCUGCUGCUGCCUUUUAUCACUAUUUAUUUGGGAGCCACAAAGCAGAGGCAGAAGCUAUUUGUCUUGUUGCCUCUUUUUUCCCCCUCAUUAUUCCAAAUUUGCCAAUGAAUAUUUCCCACAGACAUGAUCAUCAAAGUCUCUUCUUCCUUGGAGCCAUCUUGGAACAGUAAAUCUUUUAGUGGCUUUCUUUGUUUCUUUCUUUCCUUCCCUCUCUCCCUCCCUCCUCCUUUCCUUCCUUCCUUCCCCCCCUUUCCUUUUUUCCUCUUUCUUGCCUUAUCUUCUUUUUUUAGAAUUAUCAUCAGAUUAUCAUUGUUUGGAGGAGGAGAGUAUCUCUUUCUGUGCUAAAGGCCUAUUGAUGUUGCUUCUGUGCUGUCUAUCACAAAAGGCAGCUUGGAAAACUACCUUAAAUGUUUCCUGGUGUGUGCCAUAUUUGGUUUGUUUCACUAUGGAAAAUUUUAUUGCUAAUAUUUGUAAAUGUAAGAAAAAAGUACCAUACAUUUUCUGUAAACUGUGAGGUGACUUCUAGAUACACCUAAUUCUGAGCCCUAUUUCUGUAUGUUUAUUAAAAGAUGUAUUUUUACAUA
This is a messenger RNA of Antechinus flavipes (yellow-footed antechinus), 4928 nucleotides long. It is a transcript of the gene CLDN12, whose product is annotated as claudin 12. The coding region runs from base 855 to 1589 and encodes 244 amino acids. The record is from RefSeq and is a predicted model, not a curated record. The transcript has 3 exons. NCBI's taxonomy places the organism in Eukaryota, Metazoa, Chordata, Mammalia, Dasyuromorphia, Dasyuridae. Gene Ontology annotation, cellular component: plasma membrane.